Bipolaris maydis ATCC 48331 is the source of this 1062-nucleotide messenger RNA. RefSeq names its product nucleophile aminohydrolase. Lineage: Eukaryota; Fungi; Ascomycota; Dothideomycetes; Pleosporales; Pleosporaceae. Gene Ontology annotation, cellular component: proteasome core complex, alpha-subunit complex; cytosol; nucleus. The record is from RefSeq and is a predicted model, not a curated record. Gene Ontology annotation, biological process: ubiquitin-dependent protein catabolic process; proteasomal protein catabolic process.
GUAGCCAACACCAGCAACCUCUGGCCUACAUCCAGACCCGCGCCUUUUUUCAACACAUCGCAUAUUUCCGGGAGCUGCUGCGGGAGCUGAAGCUGAAGACGGACAACACAAAUAUAAACCAAAUCCACCACCCACCACCGCCUUCAUCAUGUCUGGAAGCGCAGGCUACGACCGACACAUCACCAUCUUCUCAGACCAGGGCCGUCUCUACCAAGUCGAAUAUGCAUUCAAGGCCAUCACCGCUGCAAACAUCACAUCGCUGGGCGUGCGAGGAAAGGACUGUGCGGUAGUCAUCUCGCAGAAGAAGGUGCCUGACAAGCUCAUUGACCCCAGCUCGGUCUCGCACAUCUUCCGGCUGUCGCCCUCGGUUGGUUGCGUCAUGACUGGCUCCAUUGCCGAUGCGAGAGCCUCAGUGAGCAGAGCGCGGGGUGAGGCUGCUGAGUUCCGCUACAAGUACGGCUAUGAGAUGCCUUGUGAUGUCCUGGCAAAGAGGAUAGCAAACAUCAGCCAAGUCUACACUCAAAGGGCCUACAUGCGACCGCUAGGUGUGGCUACCACGCUCAUCUCGCUCGACUCUGAAUACGGACCCCAACUUUACAAGUGCGAUCCUGCAGGCUACUAUGUCGGUUACAAGGCAACAGCGUCUGGCCCAAAGACGCAAGAGGCGCUAAACUUUCUUGAAAAGAAGCUGAAGAACAAGGAGCAUGCCGACGGCAACUGGGAAGAGGUGGUCGAGCUUGCCAUUACUGCACUGAGCACUGUCUUGUCCGUUGACUUCAAAAAGGGAGAGUUGGAGAUUGGUAUUGUAGGAGGACCCAAGGCGGAUGGCGCGGAGGGUACAGAUCCCGCCUUCAGGGCGCUCACCGAGGACGAGAUCGACGAGCGACUUCAGUCAAUUGCAGACAAGGACUAAGAAACAGCAAACAUGGGGCUGCAAGGAGGGUGUGGGGCGCUCAGGUACGGCCACACAAUCUAAAGCAUUACGAUAUUCACAGGUAGCAUGACACGACCUCUUACACGCCAGAAGUGCUCGAGCAGCACGAUGAAUAAAGACGUUAGACU